AUGGAAGAAGUAGCUGAAAUAAAAUCCGAGGAAGAAUUUGUACCUGUCAAGUCAAGGAAACGAAAAUCCGCUGCAAGUCAAGAUGUGGAAAUGGAGACUACCACUACAGUCACCGGUACAAAUUCAAUAGAAGAUGAAUCCAGUGUUCAACCAGCAGCUAAAAAGCCUUUCUAUCCGCCUCUUUCAGCUUCAACUCUACAAACAGAUUCACAAAAGCGGAAAGUUCCUAUUCCUAACCACAGAUACACACCACUGAAAGAAAAUUGGCUGAAAAUCUACACACCAAUCGUUGAACAACUCAAACUACAGAUCCGAUUCAAUAUAAAAACACGAACAGUUGAGUUACGUACAUGUAAAUCCACAGAGGACAUCGGUGCUUUACAAAAAGGAGCAGACUUUGUCAAGGCAUUUGCCCUUGGUUUUGAUGUUGAUGACGCCUUAGCCUUACUCAGGUUAGACGAUCUUUACUUAGAGUCAUUUGAUGUAACUGAUGUGAAACCGCUUAAAGGAGACCACCUCGGACGGGCUGUAGGUCGCUUGGCCGGUAAAAACGGUAAAACAAAAUUUACCAUUGAAAACGUUACCAAAACUAGAAUUGUUCUUGCAGACACUAAAGUACAUUUGCUUGGCUCUUUUCAAAAUAUCAAAAUAGCACGUACCUCUAUAUGCAAUUUGAUCCUCGGCAGUCCACCAUCAAAAGUCUAUGGCAAGUUACGAACUGUUGCGUCUCGAUCAGCUGAAAGUUUUUAA
Acanthosepion pharaonis is the source of this 750-nucleotide messenger RNA. The record is from the annotation of a GenBank genome assembly. Lineage: Eukaryota; Metazoa; Mollusca; Cephalopoda; Sepiida; Sepiidae.